UAACGGUUGGCGUCAAGGUUACCUGUCCAAAUAUAUUUAAUGGAGAUAACUGGAAGCCAUUUUCCGUGCAAUAUUUAUCUUCUAACUUUUUGUCAAAUUUAUUUGAGUAAAAUAUUUGACAGAGUAACAUUGCCCUAUGCAACGAAACGAAUUUUGGUUAUUUUCGGUGUUCUUUAACAUUGCUCCCAUCAUAGUUGAGUGUAAUCUGUGUUUGUUAUUGUGUUGUUGAAUUUUGGUUUUGCUAAUGAUAUUUAUUUUUAUUUGUAGCUUUUUUUUGCGAUUUACGGAAUAUAUUCUGCAUCGUUUAUGCCAGUUUAAAGUAAAAUGAAUAAUAUUCGCACCAGCGAUGGUUACAGUGGAAUGGCCUACGACAGGUGGAUAGAGCAACAUGCUAGCGACACUUCUAAGUCUGCGAUGGCAAAAAUGCAACAUCAGUACUGGGUCACCAAGCAGACUGUGUUUCGCAAACUUGGGAAGAAAGAUGAUGCGUGUAUUGUGGCAUCAGAUGCAGAACUUGAUGCUAAGUUGGAGUUGUUUCGUUCAAUCCAAAACAGCUGCCUUGACCUACAGAGGAUCAUAGAUAAAUACCAGGAACGCUUGUGCAAUCUUGCCCAAGAAGAGAACUCCAUGGGUCGUUUCCUCAAGGAAGCUGGAAAAAACGAUAAAACUCGUGCUGGGAAAAUGAUGACAGCGGUUGGCAAGUCACUGUCUUAUUCAGGGCAGCAAAGACUUGCCCUCAGAGUUCCACUGAUGCGUUUGUAUCAGGAAGUUGAAACCUUUCGACACAGAGCAAUUGCAGAUACACUACAGAAUGUCAACUCCAUGGAGAAGGUUCGCACAGAGUACAGGGCGUCUUUGAACUGGAUGAAGAACGUUUCCCAGGAACUGGAUCCCGACACCUAUAAGCAGCUGGAAAGGUUCAGAAAGGUGCAGGCGGAGGUGCGCUGCAGCAAGCUGCGGUUCGACCAGCUCAAACUGGACUGCCUGCAGAAGGUGGACCUGCUGGCGGCGGCCCGCUGCAACAUGUUCUCCCACGCCCUCAUCCUCUACCAGAAGGUGCUGCUGCAGUUCGCCGAGAAGGCCAGCAACACCUUCCACAGCGUCGCAGAGAGCUUCCGAGGGUAUCAGCACUAUGAGUUCUCUGUGGUCACAGAGCUGACGGAAACUUCCCUGAAGCUCGCCGAUCAGACUAGCAGUGGUCUAGCCCAAGACGAGGAUAAGGACAAGUUAGCAACAAUGUUGGAUACUGUUGUUGUAUUGCUGUUUUUUGAAGCAGAGUAUCAUGACGAAACGUUGCCAUCAGGAAGCUCGGACAAAACUGAACAUCAGGCGGAAAGCCAGCCUGACAGCAGCUUAGGAAACAUGCUGUCAACAGAUUCAAAUGAUGAUGUACUUCUGGACUUUGACUUAGAUUUCCCUGAUGCCUUGAUGCAGUCACACACCAAGGAUACACCCGAGGCCGGGGAGCCUGACUUCCUGACAAGUGCCCCGGAGGUGGUGUCCCUGCUGGACGAGAUCCUGGGGAGGCAGCCGACGCAGGCUGAGCCCCACGGCGAAUGGGAGGCCUCGUUCGGGGCCGACCACGGAUCUUUCCUGCCAUCCCAGUUGCUGGAUCAGCUGUCCUCCCUGGACCUGGCCGGGGGUGAGACCGUCGCUGCCUCCCUGGCCGACAUUCAGCCUGCUCCGCCCCAGCAGCAAGCUGUGCACGCUCCCCAGCAGAGUCAAGAUAAGAGGACAGCAUGGUUCAACUUGUUUGCUGACCUGGACCCUCUGUCCGAUCCAGAUGCUUUGGACCGCAAGACAAAUCACGCAGAUCGCAACUGCUGAAGUCAAAGUAUAUUUAGGACUGCCUAUGAAUUGUCUCUGUUAUAAACAACAGGUUUCUAGUUAGGUGGUACUAAAUUCUGUGUGUGGUAAAAACUGAUAAAAGAAGCCUUUUACAUUUCUGGAAGGAAAAAAAAUACAAUUUUGGUAUGUUUGUUGCAUGUAAUUAAAACAUUUAUUGUGGUAAGAGACAAUUUAUAUUGUAAAAGUUA
Messenger RNA from Bacillus rossius redtenbacheri, 2036 nucleotides. RefSeq names its product islet cell autoantigen 1 (gene ICA69). The transcript has 9 exons. Gene Ontology annotation, molecular function: protein domain specific binding. Lineage: Eukaryota; Metazoa; Arthropoda; Insecta; Phasmatodea; Bacillidae. The record is from RefSeq and is a predicted model, not a curated record. Gene Ontology annotation, biological process: regulation of transport. Gene Ontology annotation, cellular component: Golgi apparatus. Bases 325 to 1827 code for a protein of 500 amino acids.